Nycticebus coucang (slow loris) is the source of this 405-nucleotide messenger RNA. RefSeq names its product parvalbumin like EF-hand containing (gene PVALEF). The record is from RefSeq and is a predicted model, not a curated record. Gene Ontology annotation, molecular function: calcium ion binding. Gene Ontology annotation, cellular component: cytoplasm; nucleus. Lineage: Eukaryota; Metazoa; Chordata; Mammalia; Primates; Lorisidae.
AUGGAUGAGGAUUUCUCCUCCCAGAGGAAGAAGAUGGCUUUGGCCAUGGGCACAUCCCUGUCAGACAAGGACAUAGAGCUGCUGCCCACGGACAUGAGACACCACAGGUCUUUCAACUACCUCAAGUUCUUUGAGUACAUGCGGAAGUUCCAGGCCUCUGGGCAGCUGGACAGCACCAUCCACAAGGCCUUCCAGACCCUGGACAAGGACAGGAGUGGCUUCAUAGAGUGGAAUGAGAUCAAGUACAUCCUAUCCACAAUCCCUAGCAGCGUGCCAGCUGCUCUACUGACCGAUGAGGAGGCUGAGGCCAUGAUCCAAGCCGCCGACAUGGAUGGGGACGGGAGGAUUGACUAUGAAGAAUUUUCUGAAUUGAUCAAAAAAGAGAAAAUUCCAAAGAAGAAAUAG